AUGGCCGGAAAUCUAGAUGUCUUACGGGCUGAGAAUGUUUUGGAUCUUGCUCAGAAGGCUCUACAGGGAGACGGAAGUGUCGAGUACAGUCUCAAGACUCCUUACGAAGCGGUUGCUCUCAUCGGCCAUGCAUGUAUGCUGGCUGUGAACUUCCGCCUUGUGGGCCUUGGUGAAGAACACACGAUAGAAGGUUCGUCUGAGAACCCAACUCUUCCGCCAGGAUGGAAUGCGAACGAUACCGUCUCCUUCCGUUACGCUCAUUCGCAGUCUUCGAUGCAGUAUCUGCUCAAAGUCAGCCGUAUAGGAAACAAUGCCCUUAUUUUCGCCCUAGCACUAGGUGAUGACAAAACCACUUCCUUUGACAUUCCAGUCAAAGACUUCAUUUCUGCGUCCGCUUUGCCUGCUUCAUCAUCAUCCCAGUCAAACGCCACCCUCAGUGAAGUUUUCAUAUCUACACCACGAUUAAACGAUUUGAUCGGGCUAUUCAAGAUAAACGUGAUCCAAAAGCUCGCCCCUGGAAUAUACAAGGAAGGAUAUGAGGCCACGAGCCAGUCAGUACGGGAACAGCCACAAGAGAGACCCCCACGACGCGACCCAUUGCGAGAUGAUCAAAUCCCACAGCCCGCGCGCCCAUAUCCAUUUGAUGAUCCCCUGGCGACAAGGCCUCGGCGACCGGUGCCUCCGGGAGACUUUGCACCACCCGGAUUCGAGGAUGAGUACGAAAUUCAGAGACCGCCUCGCGGAAUCCCUCUCGGUAUGGGAGGCAGAAACCCGCUCAAUAUCGGAGAUCGAGAUUUGUAUCCACCUGGACUAGGCCCCCAUGACCCUCUCAGAGGAGGCAUCGGACCAGGACUUGGCGGAGGCGGAGGCGGAGGUAUGCACCCAACUUUUGAUGAUCCUCUUUUCGGCGGUCCGCAGGGGGGAGGAUAUGAUCCGCAGGCGCCACCCGGCGCCCGAUAUGAUCCUGUUGGGCCAGGAUUUGGAGCGCCUUUCGGGCGAGGACGCGGGCCUUCCGGAGGACGUGGCGCCGGCGGAGGCGGAGGAUUUGGUGGGUUUGGGUUUGGCGGUGACAUCAUCUAA
Aspergillus oryzae RIB40 is the source of this 1080-nucleotide messenger RNA. RefSeq names its product proteasome inhibitor PI31 family protein. The record is from RefSeq and is a predicted model, not a curated record. Gene Ontology annotation, biological process: proteasome-mediated ubiquitin-dependent protein catabolic process. Lineage: Eukaryota; Fungi; Ascomycota; Eurotiomycetes; Eurotiales; Aspergillaceae. The transcript has 2 exons. Gene Ontology annotation, molecular function: endopeptidase inhibitor activity; proteasome binding. Bases 1 to 1080 code for a protein of 359 amino acids.